AUGGUUUCAGCGCAAGAAGUUCUAGAAAUAAUACCCAAGUUUACCGGAGGACUGAGCUUCGUAUUCAGUCUUUCGACUGCAUCAUACAUCAUAUUCUUCAGUGAAGAUGCCAAGAGGGGGUUCUACAACAGACUGGUGGUUGGGAUGUGUUUUGCUGAUAUGCUGAGCAGUUUGGCUUGCUUCUUCAGCACAUGGCCGAUGCCAACCGAUUCAGAUGCAAUAUUCGCUGCUGGAAAUGAGACAACAUGUAGAGUUCAAGGAUUCUUCACCCAAUACGGCAUUGCCUCGCAACUAUACGUUGCUUCGAUUGGAGCAUUCUACCUACUGGCAAUCAAAUAUGGUUGGAAAGAGAGGCAUUUUACCAAGUGGGGUCCUCUGUUUCACUUGAUACCAGUUGGAUUCGGACUCGGUUCUUCCAUUACCGUGACAGCACUAGAUAUCAUUGGGCCAGCAAACCUUUGGUGUUGGAUCGCACCUCAAGAAGACAGGCCAGAGCUCGAUGUAAACCCGUAUCGAAUGGCUCUGUUCUACGCACCGCUAUGGGCGGCUAUGGUCUUUGUUGGAGUCAACUUGAUUUUCGUCUUUCUCUACGUCCACAGAGUGACAAAAGUAGCUGAAGGGCAUGUUACCAAAUGGAUGCCUGAAGAGACGGCUAAGGUAAUUUCCCAAGCCGCUGAAGUCAACAAUGGCAAAGACGAAAUCUACUGUGGACAAGACAUUAGCACCGAUAGCUCAUCACGAGAAGAUACUGAAAUUCACCAACCCCUCGAAGACAGUGCAAGAACAUCUCCGUCCGAGGAUGCAGAAAAUGGCGAAGUAGGAUUGUCCAGCAUUGUUCGAAACAAACAAGAAGAACAAAUCAAAAUGUACGCAAGAAGGCGACGGCAAAUCGCAUACCAGUGCUUACGAUUUGCCUUGGCGUUCUACAUCACCUGGACGCCACUAUCUUGCGUUCGGAUACUGCAGCUUUUCGAAAGACCCGUCCCACAUGGCUUGCUUGUCAUGUCAGCGGUCAUGACGCCACUGCAAGGUCUUCCGAACCUGCUUGCAUUUUUGUACCCAAUGAUGAGAAAGAAAUGGAGACGCCGGAAUCGUGCGCAGAAGGACAACCAAAAGAAUGGAAAGGAGGCGAUGGAAGAAUCGACACCUAAAGCCAAAGCAACAAGUCAGCCGCCCCCGAUCUGCUACAAGAAGAUCCGUGGAAUUCACGGAUCUUCAGCUUGGGGUAUCAGCAUGGGACAUCAGCACACGCAUGACUUUCAGCUGUCUUCCGAUAGUGACGAACAGAAUGAUAUCUAUACACGUCCUGAAUUAUACUUUAUGAGAAAGAAGUAG
This is a messenger RNA of Cylindrotheca closterium, 1335 nucleotides long. The record is from the annotation of a GenBank genome assembly. Lineage: Eukaryota; Bacillariophyta; Bacillariophyceae; Bacillariales; Bacillariaceae.